Molecule: messenger RNA, 10122 nt
Organism: Thunnus maccoyii (southern bluefin tuna)
Lineage: Eukaryota; Metazoa; Chordata; Actinopteri; Scombriformes; Scombridae
Product: protocadherin-15-like
Exons: 33
Coding region: 354-6188 (1944 amino acids)
Biological process (GO): adherens junction organization; calcium-dependent cell-cell adhesion; inner ear development
Cellular component (GO): stereocilium; catenin complex; plasma membrane
Molecular function (GO): cadherin binding; calcium ion binding
Source: RefSeq, a predicted model, not a curated record
UACCUGCUUUACACGUCAUGACCACAGAGAGAUAGAGAGAGAUAGAGGGAGAGAGAGAGAGAGAGACAGAGAGAGAGAGAGACAGAGAGAGAGAGAGAGAGAGAGAGAGGGCUACUCCAUGCAUUUUGCUCCUCACAUUAGACUAACAGUACAGCCCUCCGGUGAAGUGUUGCUGUCUCUUGCUGUGUCGGACUAAAGCCACUGGGGUAGCCGAGAGCUGAUGCGCCCAUGUGAGGAGGCUGUAGCUGCCCCGCCAGCCGGUAUUUGUGGCUCCCGUGCACGUCCGAAAGGGAUUUUUGUUGAGUACUUCUGGAGCCAAAACAUGGUGGGCAGGCAAUAAGGCUUGACAGAAGAUGCGACGGGGUUGGUGGCUCGUCAGAUGGCUGGGGACAGGAAUGGCAAUCCUCUCUUUGCUAACUCACAGCUGGGGCCAGGACACAGAAGAGUGUAAGCUGUCCCGGCCAGGCCCCCCCGCAACUAUAGUGACCAUUGACGAGGAGAGCCCCAACGGUACAAUUUUGGUGGAAAACAUGCAGAUAAAUGGCCGUGCCCAAGACCCAGGCAGAACCAUCUCGCUGACGUUGCUGGACAACUAUGAGUACUGGGUGAUACUGGAACCAGCACGGCAGAGGCUCUACCUCAACAGCACUGGGCGCGUUCUAGACAGAGAUCCCCCCAACUACAUCACCACCAUUGUGGUUCAGGUCCAGUGCACCAAUGAGCUGGUUGGCACUGUUAUUUUGCACGAGGUACGGAUUGUUGUGAGGGACAGGAAUGACAACACCCCUAGCUUUCAGCAGCCACGCUACUAUGUUGCAGUAAAUGAGCUCACACCCGUUGGAACAACCAUAUUCACCGGUUUCUCAGGAAAUAAUGGCGCUACGGACAUUGAUGACGGGCCCAAUGGACAUAUAGAAUACAGCAUUCUUUACAACCCCAAUGAUCCGGCAUCUAAUAGGACAGUGAGUGUUGCAAACACCCUUUCAGGACACAUUAUUCUGGCAGAGAGGCUAAACUAUGAGGAGAGAACUCGCUACCUGGUUUUGGUACAAGCCAAUGACCGCGCUCCAUACCCUCCCAACAGACGAACAGCUACCACGACUCUGACUGUGGAUGUUUUGGACGGAGACGACCUGGGCCCCAUGUUUCUGCCUUGUGUUUUGGUGAACAACACCCGCGACUGCAACCCCCUCACCUACCGCGUUGCUAUCCCUGAAUUCACUGAACCGAAUAAACUGAACCCAUUGAACGUGACCCCUCCAAUCCGGGCAGUGGACAUGGACAGAAACAUACAGCCCCCAUCAGACAGACCUGGUAUUUUUUACUACAUCCUGGUUGGUCAUCCAGUCACAUAUACAGAGUAUUUCUCCCUGAACAGAACCACUGCAGAGCUGCGUGUUCUGCAACCGAUCAGCAGGGACGUGUAUCAAAGGUUCACACUCAUCAUCAAGGCUGAACAGGACAACGGUCAUCCCCUUCCCGCUUAUGCUGACCUAAUUAUAGAAAUCCUGGAUGAAAACAACCAGGCACCAUAUUUCCAGUUUGCUACCUAUCAGGGCUACGUGAGUGAGUCCUCCCCCGUGGGUACGACUAUCUCAGCCAGUGCCAACCUCACUGCCCCCCUGGGAAUCAUCGCUCUGGAUAAUGACAUUGAGGAGACGAAAGACCCCAUGGUGAAGAUUACCCUGGGUGACUACACCACGAUCUUCGCCCUGACUCCUACUGGGAUAAUCCGCUACCUGAGGCUCCUCAAACCUGUGGACCGGGAGAAGCAGAUGGCUUAUACUUUCACGAUGGUGGCAUCAGAUGGCGUCCAGCAGAGUAGCCCAGUAACUGUCAACAUUUUGGUCAUUGAUGCCAAUGACAAUACGCCCACGUUCACAGAGGUCUCCUACAGCGUUGAAGUCUUCACAGACAUGCAGCCAGGGGAGACAGUACUACAGUUAAAUGCAGCCGAUGCUGAUGAGGGACUGAAUGGUCUGGUGACCUAUGAGAUACUGGCUGGUACCCAGGGACAUUUCAUUAUCAGUAAUCGCACAGGACGCAUCACUGUGGCACCUGGUGUCACUUUAACUGUGGGGCGAUCUUAUGCACUGACUGUCAAGGCCUCUGACAAUGCACCAGAGACUCAGAGAAGGAGCUCCAUCACUACAGUCUACAUUGAGGUUUUGCCACCCAACAAUCAGAGCCCCCCACGCUUCCCACUCUUCACCUACAGCCUGGAAGUCAGCGAGGCCAUGAGGAUAGGAGCUAUUCUGCUCAAUCUGCAGGCCACAGACAGAGAAAACGACCCGAUCACAUACCGCAUUGAGAGUGGGGAUUCCCAGAAGGUCUUCAACCUCUCUGAAACGAUUGGCCUUCUACUUCUGGGGAAGCCUCUGGAUAGAGAGACCACUGAUCAGUACCGUCUGAUUGUCACAGCCUCUGAUGGCAACCCUGGAGGGACAUCCACUGCCACUGUGAACAUAGUGGUGACUGAUGUCAACGAUAAUGACCCUGAGUUUAACCUCACCAUACCCACUAAUUUUACUGUCCAAGAAGAAAAGACCAAUCUGUUUGUGGGACAAGUCAUGGCCACAGAUCCAGAUGCAGGAGCUAAUGGCCAGGUGCAAUACCGGAUCGUGAAUCAUCCUGAUUUGUUUACAAUCAGUGCUAAUGGAAGCAUCUACACAAAAGUGCCACUCGAUCGGGAGCUUAGGAGCCAAUACGACUUGGUGGUAGAGGCCUCAGAUGGGGCAGUGGACCCACGACGGACCACCUUGACCCUCUCAGUCCAGGUGAAGGAUAUCGAUGACAACAGCCCAGUCUUCUCCCAGCAAACUUAUGUGGUGAACGUACCCGAGAACAGCCCUGUUGGAACUGUGGUCUUGAAGCUAAGUGCAGUGGACUCAGACCUCUUCUCCAAUGUCACAUAUCAGAUCAAGACUGAAUCGGCCAGACAGCUGUUUUCUCUGAACCCUGUCACGGGAGAGUUAGCUGUGCUGCAGACCCUGGACUUUGAAGACCUGGCAGCUAUGAGUAUGGGGGCCUCUUACACUUUCCAGGUAGAAGCUGUCGACCAAGGAGGGGUCAUGCCCCCAGGGCAAGCUACCGUCACAGUCCGCAUCACGGACAUGAAUGACUUCUCUCCCAUCUUUAGCCAAGAUCUGUAUAAAGGCAUGGUGGCACCCAAUGCAGAGAAAGGAACAGUCAUCACAACUGUGUUUGCCGAGGACCAAGACCCACCAGGUACUCCAGCCAGUUUUGUCCGCUACAGAGUAGACCUGGACAAGUCUCCGUACAGUGGGAGCAUCUUUGAUGUGGAAGCGGAAACUGGAAGGGUCAUCACUAAAGUCAACCUUAAUGAGGAGCCUAGUGUCACCUUUAAGUUGUUUGUGAUAGCCUAUGAUGAUGGGGAGCCGGUGAAGUCUAACAGUACUUUGGUGGAGAUCACUGUCCUUCAGCCUUCACGCAUCCCGAUCUUCACGCAGGAAGAGUACAAGUUUCCUCCAGUCAGUGAGCGGGCUGAACUUGGCACACCAGUGGGGACUAUUCUAGCUGCUGCUGUCAAUCAAACCAUCUUCUACUCCAUCGUGGGAGGAAAUGAACUAGGUCAUUUUCAGGUGAACAACAGAACAGGCGUCAUCUCCACAGCUAAGCCUCUGGAUUAUGAAAACGUGACCAGCUAUAUCCUCAGGGUCCAGGCAGACUCUAUGUUGGUUGUCAUGUCCAACCUGCGUGUGCCUUCUAAAACUAACACAGCCAAGGUGUUCAUUGAGGUGCGGGAUGAGAACGACCACCCUCCCGUCUUCUCCAGGAAGCUCUACAUAGGCGGAGUGACGGAGGACGCCAAGAUCUUCAGCUCUGUACUCAAGAUAGUGGCUACUGACAAGGACACUGGGAAUUACAGUGCCAUGGCGUACCGCCUCAUUAUCCCACCCACAGCAGAGGGCCAGGACAGCUUUGUCAUCGAGACAUACACAGGUAUCAUCAAGUCAGCCAUCAUGUUUCGAAACAUGCGCAGGUCCUACUUCAAGUUUGAAGUUAUCGCCACAGAUGACUACGGAAAAGGUCUCAGCAGCAGUGCCGAAGUGGUGGUUUCCGUGGUCAACGCAUUGGACAUGCAAGUUGUUGUGUCGACUGUCCCGCCCACUUUAGUUGAAGAGAAAAAGGAGCAGCUCAUUGGUAUUCUGGAGAAAUAUGUCCAGGACCAGAUUCCAGGUGCCAAGGUAAUUGUAGAGUCCAUCGGGCCACGGCGUCAUGGCGAUGGCUUUGAGCUAGAGGACUACAGUAAGUCGGACCUGAUGGUAUACGCCAUUGACCCGCUCACGAACAGGGCCAUUUCACGCCAGGAGCUCUUCAAAUUUCUCGAUGGGAAUGUGCUGGAUAUCAACAAGGAGUUCCAGCCACACCUGGGCGAGGGUGGCCGCAUCCUCAAGAUCCGCUCACCAGACAUCGUGGCCAGCGUGAAGAAAGCCGCCCAGGCUGUGGGCUACACAGAGGGAGCUCUCCUUGCCUUGGCCAUCAUCAUCAUCCUCUGCUGCAUACCUGCCAUCCUCAUUGUCAUGGUCACCUACAAACAGUUCAAAGAGCGACAGGCAGAGUGUGCCAAAACUGCCAGGAUUCAGAUGGCUUUACCACCAGGAGGGAAAGCAGCUCCGGCCAGUGCUCCCGGUGCUAACCUGUAUGAAGAGCUCGGGGACAGCAGCAUGGCUAAAAAGUCUGUCAUUGAGGAGGCCGACCACCAGAGGAUUUUUAGCACCUUUGCCUGUCGCACCAUUGCAGCCCGCAGCAACGGAACACUGCGCAUCGGCAUACCCAAGUCAGGGAGCAACGUGACCUUCCUCUCUGACUGCAACCCACUAACCACCCACAACCCUGUCUAUGAUGACAGUCCCCUCAGCAGUCCUGAUGUCUUUAUAGGGGGGAAGAACCCUUCUGAAAAGCGGUUCUCCUUUUCUUCUUUGCACUCAGAAGGGUCAGGGUGUGGCUGGUCAAUGCCUGCCCACGUUGAAGGAAGUCUGCACGGUUACGAGGUGUCAAGGAGGCAAACUCUUAUGGACCCGGCCGAUUGGGAGCUGCAGAUACUCCAAGCAGCCAUGAGAGGCAGACAAAGGCCGGAGAGUUCUGGCACGCUCCACCUGAGUGGCAGCACAGAGACCAAGUUGUCAGUUCGUGAGCAGGCUAGGCAGUUUGAGCAGCAAGCCCUCCAGGAAAAAACCCUCAGGCAAAACAGAGGCUCCCAAGGCUCCCUCUCUCCCAUCCUUGUCAGGGAUAGAGACAGCACUGACAUUGUGGAGCUGACCUCAGAAGCCCUGUUCUCCAUCAUGGAUUACCCCUACAGCCCCAGUGUGGGCAGUGAUUUGCCCCCCAGCAUCAUCAUUACUCAGGGAGAUGACUCAUGGACCCUGCCCAGCCAGAAACCUACUCCACCUGUCCUCAGGAAGUUCAGCUCUAGCAUCUCCAACUACAUGACAGUACAGCCAUGUCAGAUCAACGUGGAGAUUAUACCAGACCCACCAGAAAACCCACCUCCUCCUCCUCCACAGCAGCCACACCCGCCUCCCCCACCCACAUCUCCUCCAUCUAGUCCACCCCCCCCUCCACCCACACCCUCCAACCUUUGUACUCCUCAGCCCCCUGUUCCUCCUAUCAAUAAACAGCUUGCUCCCCCACCUCCACCGCCUCUUCCUCCCCCUCCCUCACCAGCGAGCGAUCAGUCGCGCCCAAUUGUCCAGUUUGUCCCAACCUCUUUGCCGCCUGUGUCAUCGCUUCGCCCUGUUUCAGAACGGAAACGUCCCCCUCCUCCUGUUCCAUCACAAAGUGACGUUGGGAGGAAGGAGCUCAAGGGAAUCCUGAAAAACAUCCAGAAUCUCGCUGACAUAGAGAGGUCUGUUGCCAACCUGUACAGCCAAGUAGACAAAAACAGCAAGAACCCCAAGUUUAACAAGAAACCACAAGUGACUGAGGAAUCAGAGGGUGCUAAUAAAGUGCAAGGCUCUGAUCUCCACGAUGAGCAGAGCAUGCCAAAGCCAACCAACUCCAGCUCUGCGGACCAAAUCAACUCGACAAGUGUGAACUGUGAUGAAAAUGGAACAAGUCAACUGAACAUGGCCGCAGAGGUUCAGCAGGCGAGACAAUUGAACUCAAACAGCCCAAACUCUGCUGAGCCCAGUGAACACUUUUCUUCUCAGUCCACAAUGUUCUGACUCUUUUUCUUUGUCUCCAUAUUCUCAUUAUUUCCAUUUAUACAUUCCCAUGUCUAUUUGUCUGUUGUUUCUAAACACUGUUUUUAUUUUUUUGCACAGUUUGUAGCACUGUAUAUAAGCUUUAGUCAAGUCAAAGAAUUUUGACUGUGGGUUUUUCAGAAACGCAACGCUUUUUUUACUUGAUAUUCGGUGUGGAAAUCAUAUUUUAGUGCCACCUGCCAAAAAAUGUACUCAGCUCUGCCACAAUGACUGUGCUUUAAGCUUAUGGGCUUGCAUUAGAACAUAAAACAGGCUUGCAUGCAUCAGUUGUGCUCAGUUUAACUGCAUGUUUUAAUUACUUGAACUACAAUUAGAUCUAUGAUGGUGGUACCAGUAUUUAAUUUUAGUUCACAGAUUAGUCAGUUCAUUACGUUGUAAGUAUGUUACUUCGGUUAAUAUUAACAAAACCCAAACCGCUUUAAAUAAAUUACACUAAACACCAAAAUUUUGUAAAUCCUACAACCCUGAGGUCUGUUUCCUUGAUAGCUACAUUUUGCUGAUUUUCAAAUGUGUUUUUUUACUUCUUAACAAAGAUGUGAGCAUGAAAUUUUAGGAUGCCGAGUCCAAAUUAGGCAAAAGAAAAAAUUAUGAUGUUCAGUGUUUUUUUUAAAUGAGGGGAAAUUACCAUAACUGUUAAAAAUUUCCCAAAGGUAUGCAAAUUCUGUGAAAGAAGCUUCAGAGUAUUCAUGAAGGAUGAUCACGUAUUUCUUGAUUAUACAUAUUCAGGAAGUUGUAGCAGUUAUUUGAGCUCACAUAAAAUUAAGCACUUUUAGUGUGUAUUUAAAAGGCCCUACAUGCAAUGAUGAAUGAAUGUGAGAUGUAAACUUCACUGAUGCAUAAUGCAAGAGAAUUUCCUAAUUGUCAUACUCAACCCCUGAGCAAAUGAACAGUAGGACAGUUCACACAUAAACAAAUAUCAAAAUAUGUAUAUGUAUACCGAAGCAACCCUUGCAUGAAAUUAAAAUUAUUGGAUAUUGUUUUAAAACAAGCUACAGGAAAUCUCUUUAUUUAAAUGUAAUACAAUUGAAUGCAGGGCGAGGCGCCUCUAAGUGAAAACAUAUAUCUUCUUAUGUUGGUCGAAGCAUCAGCUAUAAAAAUAAAUGGACAGGGUUCCCGGCAGGCUCAUGUUGAAUGAAGAGAGCCAACCUCUGGGGGACCUGUCUAUUCACAUGUCAGCAGAGAUCCUCGCAGCAUGAUAAAGUAGUCACAGUGAUGUUUGGCUGCACACUGGAAAAGGCUAAUUAGAGAACCAAUCAAUCUUUGACCAAGGCCGCUGCCUGUGGGACUGUCAACUACAGUUACCCUCUCCUUUUCUUUUCUGUCCCUCUGACCUUCUGCCUGUCCCAUUUGUCUGUAUUUCACUCUCCCUCUUCGUCUCCCCUUGUAGUUAGUUCUAAUACUUUCCAAUCCUUGGCCUCUUCUUGUUAAUCUGUCCUCGUGGUUCUCGGGAGAUUCUAUUACCUUCUUUACAUUCAUUGCAAUGCGGCCGCUGUCCCCUCUUGCUUCCUUUUUUUCCUGCGCUCAGGUUUUUUACUUCCACUCAUCUUUCCCCCUCAUACCCUUCAUGUGUUUGUUUCAGCCUCCAUGCCCUAAGGCAAAUGGUCUUAGCAUACCUCCCUUCCAGAGCAAUGUAAUGUUUGAUUCAUCACACAUUCCCCUGAUGGGCAGAUCGAAGGCCUGCUAAUUCUGUAUUCCAUGUUCACUACAUGGGGUAAUCUCUUUUGUAAAGAGGCUAGCAGAUCACAUACUGUUUCUUUCAACCCAAAGAGCACUAAGCCUUAAUGGAUGCUAUUCUUUAUAUUUCAAUCUUGGUUUUAUCAAACUCUUUUUGUUUCCCGACUGAUAAUUCAAUACAGUAGUAUGAAAAACAGAACAAAAGGAAAAGGGUACACCAAUUUUAAUAAUGAAAGUAGUUCUGAACUUUGUUUUUAUUGCACUUUUCUGAGGAAAAGUUACAAAAGGCAGACAUAAAAAAUAAAUGAAAAAGAGAAUGACUAUAAUACAGGGAAUGAAACAACAUUGGGGGGGGAUAUUUACUUAACAAAUUGCAUUUGGCCUUAUUUAUUGACCAUUUGAGGACCAUAAAGGUUUUGUGUUGGUAAAAUGGAGGAACCACUGGCAUGGCACCACUGAUAAUUGCACUUUUGGUCUCAUGUGUUCCUUUUAAGGCAUUCUACCUGAGGCACAUGCCUUUCUGUUUCCCGCUGUUGCUUCAUAAGCAACACAUGUCAAAACAGUCCGACAUUAGAUCUUAUUUAGCAGCAAAUCAGAUGAAUUGCUUAUUGAGUAUCCCCCAAAAGGUUUUAAAAAGCAAAUGAAAACAACAACUAGAUAAAACAGUUACAACUAUGGUUCAAAAUCAAAGUAGACUUAGCAGUAAAAGUAUGUUUUGAAUAGAAAAUUCAAAGAUGACUCUGAAUCCAGUAUCAUAACAAGAUCUAAAUCACAAAAUGGUCAACAUCACAUGCUAAAGAAAAUGCAGACCACAAGCCAUAUGGUAUUCAGAAAAUUGUUUUUUAAUUAAUAUCCAUGCCCACACAAAAUGCUCUUCAGAGAGAUCCUUUGUUGCCUGGAAACAUCCAGAAAUCAUUUGACAUUUUGGGAAAUUCUCUUAUUCGCCUUCUUGCCAAGAGCUAGAAAGAAAAACAUAUUUCCCAAACUGUCAAACUAUUCCCUUAACUGAUUCUUCCUAUAAUGGGUUGGGUAAUUUUGUUUUGCUGGUAUUUGUGGCAGCAGAAUAAUAAUGGUCCUAGAAUACAUGUUUCCUACAUAAUAUGCAAUGGGAACAUGUUAAGCUAGCUGUUCAUAAAGCCAAGAUAACCUUACUGUUAUUUAUAUGAUAGGCAAGACUGUAUUUAAGUAUUGAUGUACUUCUGAGCUCACCUCUCAUUUCUCUACAACAUCACCUUAUCAGCCAUCUUCCUCCAAUUCCCCUCUUGUGCAAACUUCCUGUGGCUGCUAUCCAUUGGGCCAUUAUUCUUGAUGUUGCAUGAAGCAGCAGUAGCCAGCAGCCAAGCCAACAGGUCAUCCAUCAGCUCCCAGUCCCAUCAUCCACUCUGCCUGGGAGGUGUGGCCAUAUGCUCUGCCCUGUCCCUGGUCCCUGCCCAUAAUAAUAGAUUACAGCUCUCCAGAGGAAGCUCACAUCAUUGCUUGGCCAUAUAUCUGAGUGUGAGAGUUGUCAUUAUUUAUGGGUCCAGACAGGUUACAGUUGUACGUUUGUGAACCUGGAGGUUUCGGCAGGGCUGCUCCAUUACUCGCCGUUUCUCAUUGACUUGUACUGAACGCACUACAGAUGCAUCGUUGUCCUCAGGAGCAGAUCUGAGUUGUUUUUUUAUGUGUUUGAUAGAGUCAAGACUUACUUCGGUUUAGCAAAGAAAAAAAAAACAUAACAAAACAAAUCAUUGCUGUCUGUUGAAAGGAAGUGCCACAUUAUGAUGUGAUAAUCAAAGACAAUUUUAUUAACUUUCUUUGAGUCAUCGCUGAAUCACAAUGUCCUUUUCAUAUCUGCUAGGAGAUGCUCUAGAUAUGCUUGUAUAAACACUUACUUUUUUCAAACUCCAAUCUUUCCAGCCUCUUUGAUAUUUGCGUUUAUUGUAGUGUUUUUUAGUUGUUUUUUUUCAUCUCCCUGUUUGGAUGAGAUAACGGGGGGAAAAAAUAAACCCACGCCAACUUGAUAACAUUGUGUCCUUAGGCACCCUCUAAAACUGAGCAAUAUCCGCAACUCUGUAAUUUAACACAUGGAAAAUGCACAGUAAGUAAAGCUGCAGUUUCCUCACUGGUCAGCAGAAUGUAGACGUGCUAGUCCUAUAGACUUUACAUUUCAUUUAUCUAAAAGAACUUGAAAUGUUGCUGUUAAUCCAUAUUCAUUAUUUGUCUUAUUUCCUCCUUUCUGCGG